Messenger RNA from Mycetomoellerius zeteki, 1549 nucleotides. Its product is annotated as putative nuclease HARBI1. The record is from RefSeq and is a predicted model, not a curated record. NCBI's taxonomy places the organism in Eukaryota, Metazoa, Arthropoda, Insecta, Hymenoptera, Formicidae. The transcript is spliced from 3 exons. Bases 62 to 1321 code for a protein of 419 amino acids.
AGAGAAAACGUGAUUCUUUCAAAAAGUUCUUGCUAAAUAGGUUAUUAUUUGCCACGAGAGAAUGGAUUAUCAAUUAAUUGCGACAAGUUUGUUCUUCAUUGCGUAUCAUCAGCAUUUGACAUUACAAUGGAAACAACGAAAACAAAGAGGACGUGGCCAUGGAAGAAGAAGAUGGUGGGUCCGUCCUAUAAAUCGAAAUAAAGAUGAACAAGGUUUCCUUUUAAAUCUUAUUAGAGAAAUGGAGACCCAAGAUCACGAGGAAUUCUAUCAUAUUUUUCGAAUGUGGCCCGAGCAGUUUAAUUGGCUACUUGAUCAAGUGCAAGAUAAAUUGCAGAAACGAAGCCGGAGGACUCCGUUAGAUCCUAAGCUACGCUUACAAGUGACCCUUUUAUAUCUGGCACAAGGAGAUUCUAUCUUGAGCAAACACAAUGAGUUCCGCAUAGGAAGAUCAACAGCGCAUAAAAUCAUUCCUAAGACUUGUCAAGGGAUUUGGGAAGCAUUACAACACAUUUUUCUCCCACCAAUGGAUCAUAAUUCAUGGAAUGAAGUAGCGAAUAGAUUUAUGGAAAAAUGGCAGUUUCCUAAUUGUCUUGGUGCCAUUGAUGGGAAACAUAUCCGCAUUAAAGCUCCUCCCAUGUCAGGGUCCAAGUUUUUUAAUUAUAAGAAAUUCUUCAGCAUUGUGUUGAUGGCUGCUUGCGAUGCAGAGUAUAAGUUUACAUGGGUGGAUAUUGGACAAUAUGAAUCAGUGAGUGAUGGUGGUGUUUGGAACAAUACGGAUUUUGCGCAGGAUUUAGAAGCAGGAGAAGUUAAUUUACCACUACCUUCUUCACUCCCUGGUACAGAUGUUCCAUUUCCCUACGUCUUUGUUGCGGAUAAAGCAUUUCCAUUGAGGAAGUACUUGAUGAGACCGUUUCCUAAGAAAAAUGAAAGAAUGGCUGAUAAUGAACGCAUCUUCAACUAUCGGUUGUCAAGAGCUAGGAGAACAAUUGAGAACGCGUUUGCAAUUCUGACAAUAAAAUGGGAAAUUUUGCUUUCAUGUCUAAGCUGUUCCCCAGAACAUGCUGAACAGAUUGUAAAAGCCAUAAUAUGUCUACAUAAUUUUUUGAUUACAUGUAAUCGUUCUGAAUAUUGCCCUCAAGAGUUUAUGAAUACUGAGCACAAUGAUGAAAUUGAAACACGGAAUACACAGAUUAGUCAAUCAUUGUUUUACAACUUAGGUAGAGUAGGUGCAAAUAGAAGUAGUCGCAUUGCAAACGGAAUGAGAAAUUACUUAAAGCAAUACUUUGUUUCUGAAAUUGGUCAAGAGCAAGCACCUUGGUAAAAUGAAAGAGUAUUUCAUGGCCACUUUAUAAAUGUGCCAGUUUAAUUAUAAUAAAAACAAAUGAACAAGCUAAUAUAUUUAAAUUCGACGUUAAUUAUGCAGAUAUUAGACGUUAAUUAGCAGAUGUAUAUAGUUAUACUAUCGAAAGAUUAGUUAUUAAAAACUUAUUAUUUGGCUAAGGAUAUAUAAAAAGACCACAGUACAAAAGUUGUAGUUAUAUCCUAUUUG